AUGGGUGCCUUCCUAGAUAAACCCAAGACAGAAAAAGUAGUUGAUAUGGGACAAGGAAACGGACUUCGAUAUGCCAUUUCAAGUAUGCAAGGUUGGCGAGUGGAGAUGGAAGAUGCCCACGUAGCCAAAUCUGAACUUCCCAGUCCUUUCCAAUACUGGUCGUACUUUGGUGUAUUUGAUGGUCAUGCAGGAUCACGCGUUUCAGAGCUUUGUGCGGCUAAGUUACUAGACGCUAUUCUUAAUACAGAAGAGUUUCAGAAGCUUGAUCCCUCUUGUACGGAGCUUGAUACUACUUUGGUGAAACGCGGCAUCGUAAACGGAUUUUUAGCUUUUGAUCGCGAUUUAGCAUCCGAAGAUUCUAAUGAGAAAUCUGGUUCUACCGCGGUGGUUGCUUUCGUUACUCCAACCCAUAUAAUCAUGGCUAAUUGUGGUGAUUCAAGAGCUAUACUUGUUCGAGACAAUAAACCCCUUUUGGCAACUCAAGACCAUAAACCAUACAAUCCUAUCGAACGCCGGAGAAUUUCUGAAGCUGGUGGUCAGGUUAUGUUAUCACGAGUCAAUGGAUCUUUAGCUGUUUCAAGAUCUCUUGGUGACUUUGAAUACAAACAGGUAUUUAGUCGUGGAGCUACUGAGCAACUCGUUUCUCCUGAACCAGAUGUAUUUAUCAUUGAACGUAAGAAGGAAUUUGACCAAGUUCUCCUCCUUGCGUGUGAUGGUGUUUGGGAUGUCUUUGAGAACGAUACCCUUACAACUUAUGUCCUUCAUAGGUUGUGUUGUUUACCCUCUUUGGUAGAUGUUUGUUCAGAAAUCCUCGAUACCAGUUUGCACAAGGGUAGUCGUGAUAAUAUGAGUGUUCUUUUGGUAGCGUUAGAUGCUGCUCCUACCGUGGAUCCAGAAGCAGUCCGUAAGGAAAUGGAAUUAGACAAUUCUAUAGAGAAUUUGAUUGUUGAUAUAAUGAACUCAGCCGGGGCAGAUGCUGACACUUUGAGUGUGAACUAUAUCGCCAAUACAGUUAAAAGUAUGAACCUUCCAAAUUAUCCUCCGGGUGGCUUCAACACCAAGCGUGCUUAUGUAGAAAACUUUUUCAAUACGCGUUUUCGACGCAAUAAAUAGUAAGUGCAGUCUUUAAAAAUAAUGUUUUAUCCUUUACAUUCACCAAAUAUAUAAGCAUUACAUGCGUGGUGUGCUUCAAUAUCUGCCUACCUUAUUUUUCAUUACUAAUUGCAAUACAAGAUCAUAACUACGUACAUAUUUCUCCGGAAUGUGUGAUUGAUUUGGUUUUCCAGUAACUGGGGUUAAUGGCAUUCUUUCUUCUCCAUCUCAACAAAAUUUACUUGCAUCGCAAUACAUGAAGUACUUAUUCGGUAUACCAAAACUGAAUUUCAUUUCACAUUGACAUGGACCAAGUUUUCAUUCAUCGCAGUGUUGUUUAACUGAAGCUUUUAUCAUCAACUGAAUUCAUAGAAUUUUCCAUUAAUUGUCGUAGGAACAUUGCAUAUACAGAAGAUGGCAUAAGGGAUUUAUACAUGAGGAUCGGUAAUAUUAAUUAGUGAGAGAUUGUUUUUCUUUAUCUGGUGUUGAAACUUUUUUAUUUCUGUAGUUUUUGGUAAGUAUUGUAAGAUACGCCUUCAUAAAAAUGUAAUGCCACUAGUUAGACCAAUAGUACAAAAUUUACCAUUGUUCGUCUUUAAGUUAAGUGUUACUCAUUGUGGUGUGGUGUUUCAGUCAGACAGUUUUUCAAGAUGUUUUGUCACAAAAUGAAAAAACAAGAAAAAAAUGUUUUAUUUUGGCAAAUACUAAAGAGCCUGUUUGUUGUAUGUAAGCACAACAUUUAAAGACAUCCUUCCUAUACGUUACGGAUGUUAUUUCGAGAAACUGAACAUUCUUACUGGUUGAAACAUUGUUUAUCCGUCAUUAUUAGUGAUCUAGUGUGAUGCUUUUCUGACUGUGGAUUCAAAGAAAAAUUGGUUGGAAAUUUUUUAUCCUAUGUGUUAUGCUACAUGGCUGCAUUGUGAUCAGUAUUUUUAAUUGUUAUAUUUUAUCUCAUAACGGCAAUUUUGAAACACCCUAAUGAUAUUCCUGUACCGUUUGGUUGGGCAUUUAGUCUAAAUGCUGUCUAUUUUUUUUUCCUUCACGUUCCCAGUGGAACAUAGGGCUUCAAGCUGGAGGCUUGAAGUUUCUGUAGCAGUGUUUAUUUUUACAGGAUGGGG
Molecule: messenger RNA, 2210 nt
Organism: Trichobilharzia regenti
Lineage: Eukaryota; Metazoa; Platyhelminthes; Trematoda; Strigeidida; Schistosomatidae
Source: the annotation of a GenBank genome assembly